UCAAAACUGACUCUCAAUUGUAUUACCAAGUCUUCCUCUGCACAGAACGAAAGAGCCAACACUUCGAAACUUCUUUCCCCAUUAGUCCAAAUUUUGAGCAGCUCUAGUACUAUUCAUGAUAGAAGAAAAUCUUCAGAUCUAAAGCUUAAACCCUAAGUAAAUCGCCAUGGCAGCCAUGGUGUCCUCCGUACAAAUACAAUCAAACCUAUGGGACGGAGUGAUGGAACUGACCAAGUCGGCUCAGCAGAAAGGCACCGACCCUUUGAUGUGGGCCAUCCAACUUUCUUCCAACCUUAACUCUGCUGGACUCUCCAUGCCUUCCACCGACGUAGCGAACCUUCUCGUUUCUCAUAUCUGUUGGGCUAAUAACGUUCCUAUUGCUUGGAAGUUUCUAGAGAAAGCUUUGACCCUUCGUGUUGUCCCUCCUAUGUUCGUUCUCGCUCUUCUUUCCACCAGAGUGAUCCCUGCUCGCAGGAGCUAUCCAGUGGCGUAUAGGCUCUAUAUGGAACUUCUAAAAAGAUAUGCUUUCUCAUUGGCGUCUCUGAUUAAUGGUCCAAAUUAUCAAAAGAUUAUGGAAGCAAUAAAUGAUACAUUACAUCUUUACCAGAUAUUUGGACUUCAAGGAUCUGAAAGUGGUCUAAUUGUGGUUGAAUUUGUUUUUGCUAUUGUAUGGGAGUUACUUGAUGCGUCCCUUGAUGAUGAGGGAUUGAUGGAACUGACUGCUGAAAAGAAGUCCAGGUGGCCUAUUACAUCUCAAGACAUGGGAUUGAAUAAUCAUGAUGGUUUUGCUGGGGGAAGAACAGAAAAGCAUGAAGGAUUAUGUAAAAUGAACACAGUUAUGGCUAUUGAAAUAAUUGGUGAAUUUUUUCGAGAUAAAGUGACUUCUGCGAUCCUUUAUUUGGCACGCAAGAACAUGCCCGGACAUUGGGAAUCUUUUACCCAGAAUUUAAGACUUCUCGUGUCAAACUCAUCAGCUUUAAGAAACUCUAAGAAUAUUUCUCCGGAGGCUUUGCUGCAGUUAACAUCAGAUAAUCAUGUAGUCCUCUCUAGAAAGCGCAAAACAAGCUCACAGAAAAAGUUUCAUGCUGUAGUGGUGUCUGGUUCGCUUGCAUCUUCUGCAGAUCAGUGUCAUGGUGCUAGUCCAUCAGUGCUGUGGCUCCCCUUCGAUCUCUUUCUAGAGGACACCAUUGAUGGGUCACAAGUAGCAGCUACAAGUGCUGCUGAAACACUCACCGGUCUAGUGAAGGCUCUGCAGGCAGUUAACUCUACAACCUGGCAGGACACUUUUCUUGGAUUAUGGAUUGCAGCCCUAAGGCUUGUUAAUAGAGUAAGAAUUCAUGAUGAAUCCCUUCCAUUCAUUGUUAAGUUGAAUUCAGAAAUCGNAGCGAAUCUUAUUGAAGAGGAGGAAAGGAAUUGUAGCUCUACCAAUCAAACUAAAGAGUCCUCCAGAAAGCGUCACCAAGACUUGCUAUCUACCCUUCAGCAACUUGACGAUUAUGAAGGCUUGUUGACCCCACCAUUGCCUGCUGCUCCAUUGGCAAAUCAAGCUGCCGCAAAAGCAAUGAUGUUCCUUUCAGGUUUACGUGUUGGGAGUGGCUAUUUUGAGGGAAUGAGCUUAAAUGACAUGCCUGUCAAUUGCGCUGGAAACCUGCGGCACUUGAUUGUCGAAGCUUGCAUUGCUAGAAACAUUUUGGACACGUCUGCUUAUUUGUGGCCCGGAUAUGUAAAAGGUAGAUGCGAUCAAGUGCCUCGUAGUGUCUCGGGCCAAAUGCCUGGCUGGUCAUCAUUGAUGAAGGGGUCUCCCUUAACUCCUCCAAUGGUCAGUUCUUUAGUAUCAACACCAGCAUCAAGUUUAGCAGAAAUAGAGAAAAUAUAUGACAUUGCCGUCAAUGGCUCGGAUGAUGACAAGAUUUCUGCUGCUACUAUUCUCUGUGGUGCUUCUCUUGCUCGUGGUUGGAAUAUACAGGAACAUACUGUUUUGUUCAUCACCAGGUUGCUUUCGCCUCCUGUUUCUGCUAAUUAUUCUGGAACUGAAAGCCAUUUGAUUGGCUAUGCUCGAUUCCUGAAUGUUCUUCUCAUCGGAGUGUCAUCUAUUGAUUGUGUUCAGAUUGUUUCUCUGCAUGGAUUGGUUCCACAGCUUGCUGGUGCAUUGAUGCCAAUUUGUGAGGCCUUUGGUUCGUGUGCACCCAACGUGACAUGGAUUGUAAUGUCUGAAGAAAUUUCUUCACAUGCCAUCUUCUCGAAUGCAUUUACUCUUCUGCUGAAGUUGUGGAGGUUCGAUCAGCCGCCUCGUGAGAAUGUUAUGGAUGUUGUUCCAGUGGGAUCCCGUCUAACUCCUGAAUACCUUUUGCUGGUGCGCAACUCCCAGUUGGCAUCCUCUGAUGAUCUGCAGAAAGAUCAAAGCAAAAUCAAGCGGCUGUCUAGACUUUCAAGUCCAUUAUCUGGAGAACCCAUAUUUAUGGAUUCUUUUCCAAAAUUAAAACUGUGGUACAGGCAACAUCAAGCAUGCAUUGGUUCACCUCUCUCAGGUCUUCUCCCUGGAACUCCUGUUCACCAGAUUGUUGAAGCACUGCUGAACUUCAUGUUCAGAAAGAUAAAUAGAACUGGUCAGUCUCUGGCACCAACUACUUCUGGAAGCAGUAGCUCAUCCGGGCCUGGAAAUGAAGAUGUAUUUCUCCACCUUAAACUGCCUGCAUGGGAUAUUCUGGAAGCUGUUCCUUUUGUGCUUGAUGCUGCUCUCACUGCAUGUGCUCAUGGUAGAUUGUCACCACGUGAACUAGCCACAGGUCUUAAGGAUCUGGCAGACUUUCUCCCGGCGUCUUUGGCAACAAUCGUAAGCUACUUUUCAGCUGAAGUGACACGGGGUAUCUGGAAGCUUGCUUCUAUGAAUGGAACUGACUGGCCAAGCCCAGCUGCAAAUUUAGCAACAGUGGAGCAACAGAUAAAGAAAAUUUUAGCUGCAACAGGUGUGAAUGUCCCAAGUCUCACUGUAGGUGGAAAUUCUCCAGCUACCCUUCCUUUGCCCCUGGCUGCCCUUGUGAGCCUCACCAUUACAUACAAACUUGAUAGAUCAACUGACCGCUUUCUGAAUCUGAUGGGCCCAGCCUUGAGUAACUUGGCUACAGCUUGUCCUUGGCCCUGCAUGCCUGUCAUG
Molecule: messenger RNA, 3154 nt
Organism: Nicotiana tabacum (common tobacco)
Lineage: Eukaryota; Viridiplantae; Streptophyta; Magnoliopsida; Solanales; Solanaceae
Source: RefSeq, a predicted model, not a curated record